CCGUGAUUUUUGCAUUCUCAGUCAUUUCCAGUUUUAUUUGAUUGGUGCAUGGCCGGACGGCUUUGUCUUGCCAGGCCAGUAUUGUCUCGUUCCUGUCGUCGACUGUGUUGGCUGUCAUUCAGCUCUGCCAGUGGACAACUCUUGUGAACUGUCAACAACCACAAUAACAAGGCGCGUAAUGGUCGGCCCAUGGAGUUGGCCGCUGUUCUUGGAUGCGGCCGCCACUUGAGUAGUGUUGUUGCACAUCCGGCUGGGUCGCAGAAUUUGUUGGAUCUGUGCUCUGCGUGCAAUUUAUGGCCCACUCAGGACAAAGGACUGAUUUGUGAGGUCGAUAUCUAAGGCCCUGGUUCUUUGGCAGUUGUCCAUGGCCAACGCGUAUGGACCAAACGCCGGCAGAGCUGCAGAACGUCGUCGUCCUUCCGAAAGGCUUAGGGGUGGUAUUCAAGUUGUGAAAUGGGAAAGUGUUACUGACGAUGGGGCACCCAUUCAGCCCAGUAACCUACUCGCCGACGAAGAAGGUUUCUAUCUGUACUAUGAAGAGUCAUGUGAACUAAUCGAGGUGCACAAGAUUGCCGAUGUUCGUAUUGGCGUCUUGCCCAGUGGUAAUCCCAAAGACAAUGUUCGUGUUGAGGGCAAUGUCAAGAGUAUGUCCCCCACAGAGCCACACAUUCCACUGGAAGAGCGCAUCGUGUGUCUCAGCUUAGUCACCAACAGGCAGCGCUUAUCCACUGCUGACCUGCAGGACAUCUACUUGAUUCUGUACUCGAGAGAGGAUGCACGAACACUGCAGAAGGAUAUUUUGCAUUUAUCAUGUGAUCCGCUACAUGCCAGUCCUAGUGUACUGACGUUGCUGCGGAAGAACUAUUCGUACCUCAUGCUGUCUCACGCCAACAAGAGUGAGAUCUCUGUGCGUGACCUAGCUAGUCUCUUUUGUGAGGGCCAAGACGAGAAGGUGCUGUUCUCACUGGAAGCACUCAAGCUGAAGCCGAAGAAUGGAACGUCAGGAGUUAAGAAGGCUGACUUACCAUUUGACCAGUUCUAUGCGCUGUACUCUCACUUGUGCACUCGUGUAGAGAUGGUGGAUGUGAUGCGCUCUGUAGCCCGUGGUAAAGUGCAGGAUAUGUGCUUGUCUGGUGACAACUUCUAUGACCUGUUGACUGACGAGAAGUUCCACUACGACCCUCGCCGCAACUUCAUCCUGUUCCCGAAACAGAGCCGUGCGGAGACGGACGCGCUCAUGCGCAAGCAUGCCAUUGGCAAGCAGAAAAAGCAGAACAAGAUGUCCGUGGACAGCCUGACACACUUCUUGCUGAGCGACGAUAACCUGGUGGUGGAGAGCACGUGGUACCAGCAGACGGACGACAUGAACCAGCCGCUGGGCCACUACUUCAUCAACAGCUCGCACAACACCUACCUGUCCGGUCAUCAGCUGAAGUCAAUCUCGUCGCCGCAGAUGUACCGCCUGGCGUUGCUGGCCGGCUGCCGGUGCCUGGAGCUGGACUGCUGGCCCGGGGAGAAUGAGAGUGGAGAGCCUGAACCGUACAUCACACACGGCAUGACCAUGUGCACCAAGACGCCGUACAGAGAUUGCAUUCAAGCCAUUGCCGAGACGGCAUUCAUCGCGUCCGACUACCCGGUCAUACUGUCGUUUGAGAACCACUGCACCACGAACAUUCUGCAGGAGAAAAUGGCUCGCUACUGUCGCGAAAUUUUUGGCGACCUGCUGUUGGCUGAUCCCCUUUCUGGCUACGCACUGGAGAAAGGCACACAGCUUCCACCGCCGUCAUUGCUCAAGCGCAAGAUUCUCAUUAAGAACAAGAAGCGAACAGCCCCACCACCAGAGGCCAAGAAGCAAGCGUUAGUGGAGACUGAGCAGCAAUCGACAGAGGCCGUUGAUGACGAUGAAGAUGGCGAGGCCAAGAAGGAGGAUGACGGCAAUGCGGAUGCCACGACUGACGACCCGGAUGCAAGCGUUCAGGAUAUGAGCACAGGUGCAGCUGUGAAGGACGUGGCAGUUGUCAACAUGGAAUUGUCAGCUAUCGUUAACUAUGUCCAACCCGUGCAGUUCAAGUCCUUCUACGAGGGUAUGGAGCGAGGCAUGAACUUUGAGAUGUCCUCUUUCUCUGAAGACCGUGGCCUUGGCUUGGUGCGUGACAACCCCGUUGAGUUCGUCCAGUACAACAUCAACCAGAUGUGUCGGAUCUAUCCCCGUGGAAAACGCGUCGAGUCCAGUAAUUACCAGCCGCAAGCCUUUUGGAACUGCGGCGCGCAGAUGGUAGCUCUCAACUAUCAAACCACCGACAGCCCAAUGCAGCUCAACAUCGGGCGCUUUGCGCUGAACGGUAACUGUGGCUAUCUGCUCAAGCCCAAGUGUUUCACGACAGCGUCGAUGAGGUUCGACCCGUUCGGCUCUGUCCAUAACGGUAUCAUACCUCACGAGCUCUCGCUGGAGAUCAUUUCUGGCCAGUACGUGUGCAAGAGAAAAUGUGCAGUGUCGGUGGAGGUCGAUAUCAUCGGUGUGCCACCAGACGUGUGCCUGCGCAAGCUGAAAACCAAGCCAUGCCGUGAUAACAACGUCAUCAAUCCACGCUGGGAGCACGAAAUCAUCAAGAAGCGCCGUAUCAUCGUUCCAGAGAUGGCCACCAUCCGGCUGGCUACCGUGGACGACCGCGGCAUGCUGCUCGGUGUUCGCUUCUUACCUGUGCACCUCAUCCAGCCUGGGUAUCGACACAUUCCGCUGCUGAACCGCCUUGGCAAGCCGGCCGGCCUUGCGUCGCUCUUCGUGCACAUACAUGUGCACGACUUUGUGUCGGAAGCACAUGCCAUGUGGGUCGACGCUCUUGUUGAUCCUCUCACAUUCCUGGACAAGCAGCGGCAGGAUGCUCUAAACGACCUCAACGCCACUGACGAGCAGCCCGAUGACCCCUCCAUCAUCAUUGAUUCUGAAUCGAGACCCCGCUCUCCGCCUUCGCUCGGGACAACUGGAACUGGUCCUCCAUCACCUGGUUUAACACGGUUUAAGGCAAUUGGCCAUGCAGCCAUGCUUCAUGCUGCCGUGAAGUCUAGUAGCAAUCGGGGUUCUCAAGGACCGAUCACGGACGACACCACUGGUUUGACUUUGCCACGCACCAGGUCCAACCAUGACACAGGUCAGUCGGCAGCUGCCGGUCCUGCCCGUCCGCCACUACCCACCGUCCAGGUUGAAAUGAUCCGCAGUCACCGAGACUAUGUCAAGUUCCAGCGUAAGCAGACCAAGGAGUCACAAGAUGUAGAUAAGAAGCACCGUCAGGAACUGGUCUCCAAGCAAAAGCACAAAGACGACAGCCUGCUUCAGCUCGCCAAGAAGCUGGACCGCAAAACCACCUCUCUGCUGGCAGCCAAGGAGAAGGCUCUGAAGAAAACGAAGACCGAUCCGCAGUUUACUUCAGCACACUACGACGAUGAGAUCGCAAAGCUGCGUAAGGCCAAUGAAGCUGAGGUGCAGCAGUACACAUCGGCGUUUGCCAACACCCAGGCCGAGUUGCAGCUCAAGCACAAAGCUGAGCAGAACAAAGUGCGAAAGCGUUUUGCUAUGGAGGAGGAGCGUGUCAUGAUCAAGGUCAUGAAGCAAAUCCAGGCCACGCAUCGCACGGAGCGCAAGGCUCUCUACGAGCGUGAGCUAAAGGAGGCGCGGGAAAGCAUGGUGUCCAGUGCAGACCCGGCUGCUGCUGCUGGUGGUGAAGGCGGUGAUCGUGGCUGGCAAAGGAGAGUAACCGUCGCAGCUGUUGUCUCCCGCAUCCAGACCCUCGGCCGUGAGCACGAGGAGGACAUGAAAACCCUCGAAGACCAACAAACACAGGAGCUAGAGCAACUCAGUGUUGACCAGAAGCAGGCUUAUGAUGCGCUGUGCAAUGAAGAGGCUGGUCGGCCACGACGCUCGCAUGCUGCCUCGAUUACUGGCGAUGACUAUAUGCGCUCGAGGUCACUUGACAUCCGCCGCAGCUCAACACCAACUGUGGUUUAUGAACCUGUCCCCUGUGCUGCCAGUGAUGAAGGUCUUGUUGGUGUACUUGAGGGCAAUUCUGGCGAUGGUGAGAGUGAUUCUGCCCAGUUCGGUGACGACAAGGAUGUCUUCUCUGGCAAGCGGUCAUUUGUAUAAUAAAAAAAGAAACUCACUGUCGCCACUGUUGUUGCUGUUGCUAUCUCUGUUGUUGCUGUUGCUAUCUCUGCUGCUGCUGCUGCUGCUGCCACGGUCACUAGACAUAGUUUGCCAUUAAAUUUUUGUAGGUAUUUCCUUUGUUUGGAAGCGAAUGUGGCAGAACAUGGCCGUAUUUUCACUAGUCUAUUUUGCGAUGCUUGUAGUUGUUGUCACGACUGUGUUGACCUGGCGCGUGCUUAUUUGCCAGAUUUUAUAUUUAUGUUUUGAAAUGUUCUAGCUUAGAUUUAGCCCUUGAGGCUUGACUGCUGAUUGAAUGUGAUGUUCGCCUUCUUUAUUUUUCAGAAUUUUUUUACAAUCUGCAUUCUUGCAUGCCCGGGGGCGUUCUUCCAAUUUUGACCCACACUCAUAAUGAUUUCGUGCCCAAGAUAACUAGUAGCUGGUAUUUACUUUAACAAUGACCACGGCCGCAGACUGGUUAUGCCUGCAGAAUUAUGAUCGUUUUGCUAGCGUUUUUUUUCUUUUUCUUCUGUACAUAUUCAUCCAAUGUGAAGGCAUGGUUCCGCUUUUUUCCCUUCUUUUUCUUCUGCUGGCGAGCCACCUUGCUUUCCUCUUGAAUCUUCAACUUUUCUUAACCACUUCCCUCCACCGAUAUGCCUUCCUACUUGGAUCUUUCUUGGACCCUUUUUUUGAUCUCUUGUAGCAUUAUGCACGUGUAUAGACAAACCAUGGCAUGUCGUCGGACACCUUGGUUUUUAUCUUUAUGGAUUUUUCUACUCAACUGAUUGCAGCCCUCUGCCAAUUGUGUAGGCUGAUGAAAGAAUGUAUGUCACCAAA
Sycon ciliatum is the source of this 4972-nucleotide messenger RNA. RefSeq names its product 1-phosphatidylinositol 4,5-bisphosphate phosphodiesterase beta egl-8-like. The transcript has a single exon. Lineage: Eukaryota; Metazoa; Porifera; Calcarea; Leucosolenida; Sycettidae. The coding region runs from base 365 to 4138 and encodes 1257 amino acids. The record is from RefSeq and is a predicted model, not a curated record. Gene Ontology annotation, molecular function: calcium ion binding; phosphatidylinositol-4,5-bisphosphate phospholipase C activity. Gene Ontology annotation, biological process: release of sequestered calcium ion into cytosol; phosphatidylinositol-mediated signaling; lipid metabolic process.